AACCGAUCAGUAACAGAGAGUAGUCGAAUCACUAGUGCUACUGGAAAAUACAUUGGCUGUUUUAAAGGUACUAUGAUAAGAUUUUUACUGAGAUACAACUAUGCUACCAGGUACAUGGAGUAAAAGGUUUGACAAUUCAAAGUCAAUGUAGAUAAGAAAAAGCUGUCAAUUAGAUUUUCUUUGGUUUAUAGAGUUUAUGCAUAAUAACAUGACAUCGUCAAAGUUAGUUGUUGGUGCUAUAGACUUUGGGACAACAUAUUCAGGAUAUGCAUUCUCCUUUGCACACGACUAUGAAAAAGACCCAAUGAAAAUACAAGCAAACCAUUGGAUUGGUGGAGGACACAUGUCACUUAAGGCCCCGACAACAAUUCUUUUCACACCUGAGAAGGUUUUCCAUUCAUUUGGAUAUCAAGCAGAAGAUAAAUACGCUGAUCUUGCUGAAGAAGACAUUCAUAAAGAUUGGUAUUACUUUAGGAGGUUUAAAAUGAUUCUACAUCAGAAAAAAACCUUGUCCAGAAAGACAUUGUUGUAUGACGAAAACAAGAAGGCAUUGUCAGCUCUACAUGUGUUCUCGUCUGCGAUAAAAUUUCUGAAAGACCAUCUCUGCAAUGAAAUGUCUAAGAAAAUGACAGAAUUUGAAGAGCGGGAUAUAUUUUGGAUGUUAACUGUACCUGCAAUAUGGACAGAUGCAGCCAAAAAGUUUAUGAGGGAAGCUGCAUUGGAGGCUGGUAUACAGUCAGAUUGUUUGUCCUUAGCACUUGAACCUGAAGCAGCCUCCAUCUUUUGCAAGCUCCUCCCGGUUGACUGCCUGAAACAUAACAAUUCGACAUCUAUUGAGGCUUUUAAAGCAGGAUCAAGUUACAUUGUCCUUGACCUUGGUGGUGGCACUGUUGAUGUGACUGUUCAUCACUUAGAGUAUGAUGGAAAGCUAAGUGAAAUCGCUCGUGCAAGUGGCGGUGCGUGGGGUGGUACUCAAGUUGAUGAAGCAUAUUUAAGAUUUCUCCAAAAUGUGUUUGGCGAUGAAGUCUUUCAAGCAUUCAGAGAAAACAACACAGCCGAUUUCCUUGAAAUGCUGCGAGAAUUUGAAAUAAAAAAGAGAACUAUAAAUAAAAAGAAAGAAGGCAACAUUGUUAUCAGGUUCGCUGCUUCCCUUUCUGAAACAUACAAAGAAAAAUGCAGCAAACCUCUUGCUAAUCACAUAUUGCCAGGACAUCUAGGAUCAUCUGUCCAAAUAAAGCGGGAUAAAAUUCAUGUUGAUGCAAACACAAUGAAGAAAUUCUUUUCAGAUUCGAUCACAAAUACAAGCAAACAUGUUAGGGAAAUUUUGGAAGAGAAUGAAUUCAAAGAAAUUGAUACGUUAUUGCUUGUUGGGGGAUUUGCUGAAUCGGAAAUAGUUCAGGAGAGCGUGAAAGAAGCAUUUCCAAACAAAAGAAUCAUCGUACCUAGCGAACCUGGCUUAGCCGUUUUAAAAGGAGCAGUACUGUUUGGCCAUAAUCCUUCGGUUAUGAAAUCAAGAAUAAGCAAGUAUACUUAUGGAGUAGAGGUGAUUAAUCGUUUUGUAAAUGGAUCAGACCCAGAGAAAUACAAAGUCUUCGAAAACGGCUUUUAUAAAUGCAGAUACAAGUUCUGUCCAUUUGUUCGAGCUGGUGAAAUGGUUCCCGUUGGUACAGUCGUCCAAAAACCAUUUAUUUCAGAUACAUUUGAUGUUAAAGAAGGAUUUGGAAUAUAUGGAUCUACAGAAAGAAAUCCAAAGUACGUCGUUGAUGAAAGCUGUUUUCGAGUCGGCACUGUAUAUUUUGAUAAGCCGCUUCAACAUCAUACUGUUGAAAUGCGUUUCGGGGAGACAGAAAUCUGUCUGCAAUGCAUUUUUAAAUCAGGCGAUAAGAAAACAAUAGGUUUUGAUUUUUUAUGUACGUAAAAGGGUCAUUGGUCCUUUAAUUAUGUUUGUUAUCAUAUAUCUUUAUGCUACUGCUUCGUUGAAAGAAGUUUUUUUAAUAUGGAGAUCAAGCAUUCUUGGUCGGAUAGUUUAAUAUUUUCCGUUGUUAUGAAGAUAUGUAUAACCAUAUUAAUGUUGCCUUGAUAUGCUCAUACAUUACGUUGAUAUGAAGACGUAAUUGCUAUAAAUUAUUUUAAUAAUCUUUAAGGCGUAAAUCAUGCUUGGUGUUCUACACUUAAGUUCAACGCUACGCUUUUAUCUUCUGAUUGCAUCUGACGGUUAAAGUGGGAGACUUCACACAGGUAAAAAUGCACUAUAUGAACACCAAAUGACAUUUAUCCUAGUUUAACAUAAUAAUUAUGUUAUUCUACAUACAUGUUUUACAUAUGGAAACAUCUAUGGUAUGCCAAACAUACGUUAAACAUGUGUUGCAUUUUUACCCGAGUAAAUGCAUCAAUCGAGUCUAUUUUUGCGUAAAAUCACGUAGAAUCUAAUUGAGACUGCUCAAAGUUCAAUGUGAUAAACAUGAGUUUCACAUAUGUUUGUCAAGAUAUGUUUGUACAUGGUUCUGGUUUAACAUAUGUUAUUUCACAUAUAAAAUGACAUGUGCUUAAACAAAUGUUUUUCAAAACAUAUGAAACACAUGUGUUUUACAUAUGUAAACAUAUUGUGUGCCAAACAUAUACAUUGUAUUAAACAUGUGGGGCAUUUUUACCUGACUGUAUAUUACAUGUGCCACCCUUUCUUUCGCUCUUUUGUGUCCUCUACCGUUUUUGGUUCGAUGCCUUCUCGGUGCCCUGCUGGUGUGGCUAAGUUAUGUUAGGCGUUGCGUGUUGUGGGGUCGUCAUAUUUUGUCCAUCUUUGUUCUUAUUUUAAAGUUAAAAAACACAUUUAAAUAUUAAAUUUAUUUACUUUAUGUGCAAAAGGAAUAUGUACACUAAAACUGGAUACGCAUGGAAGUAUGGUAAAGAAUCGUUCGAUAAACGUUAGAAACAUUUGAUUACUAGCUAUUAAUUGCACGCAUCUUUUUGUGUUCAUAUACAUAGUAUGGCAUAACCUUUACCAGCAUUACAUCGAUAUGAACCCUUUGUAGAUUUAUAAAAAAAUUCACCUUUACAGUAUAUAAACGUCAGUUCAUAGUUUUUAAAUUUAAUAUUUUUACUUUUUUCUUUGCAUUUCAUAUGAUUUAGCUUUUAAAUAUGUUGUUUUUGCUUCAAAUGCACUUUUCUCCUCGUCAGGCAAAGUUAAAGUUUUAAUAUUCAUAAUUUUGUCUUUUGUUUUCACUCUUUCCCUUUUUCAAUGUGAAUGCACUUGAUACGUAAUGUUUGUGCCAGAAAUUGUAAUAAUAAUUCGAAAUGAUCAAUCGUAAGUAGUUCUUUGUAAAUUUAGUACAAAGUAAGUUGUCAGGUCGCACAACACAGCUAUUAAAGACGAUUUUAGAGACCCCAUACCAACGGAGUAAUAUUUAUCGCACAAACAAUCUACGUUAUAUAAAGCAAACAACGCAAAUUUACUGAUUUUUACUCGUUUCAUUGUUUGAAUACCCUGAUGGACUAUGUAAUGUCAAAUAAAUAAGAUUCCUUUAAAUGCAAUACUUUUCAAAUUGUAAGAUCCUCGUCGAAUGUGCAAUAGAGAAAAAAAGAAUCCCAAAAGAAAAUCCAAAGUGAAAAUAUAGCAGGCAUGGUUUGAUUGAGCCCGUUCAUGGGCGGCACUGUCAAGUGUAAACUACCGUCCACGCCCUCUAGCACCGGAGUAUGCCGAAUUCAACAUUUUAACAUUAACACUGUGAAAUUAAAAUAAAAUCUUUACAGCGUUAGCUGUAAAAUUAGCACAAUGUUGAAUUGGAUAUAUUUUUCUGUAUUGUCUUGAGUCAAAAUUGAUUGUGAAUCGAAUUCCUUUGAUUUUUGUUGAGGUAACAAUUGGAUUAAACAAGGAAACCCCUUAAUCACCUUGUUGUUUAUCUUAUUCUUAAAUGAUAUUGAACGUUGUAGAGAUCUCGUUAAUGACUUAGAAAAUCUCUGACAGCACAGCUGAAUUAAAACUAGACAAAAGUAAAUGUAAAAUUUAAAUUGGAACAAAAACUUAAUGCUAAAUUUGAUGAUAAA
This is a messenger RNA of Ruditapes philippinarum (Manila clam), 4041 nucleotides long. RefSeq names its product heat shock 70 kDa protein 12A-like. Lineage: Eukaryota; Metazoa; Mollusca; Bivalvia; Venerida; Veneridae. Gene Ontology annotation, molecular function: ATP binding; ATP-dependent protein folding chaperone. The transcript is spliced from 6 exons. The record is from RefSeq and is a predicted model, not a curated record. The coding region runs from base 197 to 1918 and encodes 573 amino acids.